UCUCCUUGGACCAAGAUGACCGAUGGAAACCUCACCACCUCCACCAAUGGCGUGACCUUGAUGAGCCCGGUCCUGAGCCUGCCAAGUGUGCAUUUCAAGGCGCCCACAUCCCUGUCAUUCCCUGAGCAUGGGCCGGAGCUGCCCCGCGAUCGCCCCCAUGACCGGCACAGCCUGCAGUCGGUGGACUCGGGCAUCCCCACUCUGGAGAUCAGCAACCCUGAGCCUGUGUCCUGUGGCUCGGCCCACGGCAGGAGGAGACCGGAGCCUGAGGUCGGCGCUGUCCUCGAGCGGGCGUCCCAGAGCGCCUGUCCCCUGCCGUCCUGCGCACUGCUGGCUCCCGCUGGCCCCGAGCCGGAGCAGGGCGUCCGCAAGUCCUCCACCUUCCCCAGGACUGGCUACGACGCCGUGCGGCUCUGUGGCCCCGCGCCCAGGACCCCGAGCCGCAGUGACGCCGCCUCCGUGUGCAGCGUGUGUAGCCUCGGCACCGAGCUGUCGGCUACGCUGUCGGUCAGCAGUGAGGACCGCCUGGACCUUGUCACCAGCAGCUCGAGUGCCAUCGUGGCGCUGGAGAACGAUGACGACCUGCCGUCCCCCGCCUCCCUGAGCUCCGCCCCGGAGGCCGACAGCCCGGACCAGUGGGACAGCGCGGAGCCCAGGGAGGCCAGCCGCUCGGGACUGCUGGGGCCUCUCAGCCACUUCCUGUCCAGGAAUUUGCUUGCUAGAAAACAAAAUGCAAGACUUGACAAACAGAGUGACUUGGGAUGGAAGUUAUUUGGAAAAGUGCCACUCAGAGAGAACGCUCAGAAAAACUCCAAGAGAACACAAAAGGAAAAUGAAGACCAGGCUGGACGACCUGGCAGGCCGCCUUCCCCGAAGCAGAAUGUGAGGAAGAACCUUGAGUUUGAGCCCCUGUCCACCACCGCCCUCAUCCUGGAAGACCGCCCCCCAAAUCUCCCAGCAAAACCAGCCGAAGAAGCUCAGAAACACAGACAGCAGUACGAAGAGAUGGUGGUGCAGGUCAAGAAACGAGAGCUGCGGGAGGCCCAGCGGCGGAAGAAGCAGCUGGAGGAGAGGUGCCGGCUGGAGGAGAGCAUUGGGAACGCCGUGCUCACCUGGAACAAUGAGAUCCUGCCCAACUGGGAGGCCAUGUGGAGCUCCAGGAAGGCCCGGGACCUGUGGUGGCAGGGUAUCCCACCCAGCGUGCGCGGCCGCGUCUGGAGCUUGGCUAUUGGCAAUGAGCUGAACAUCACCCACGAACUCUUCGACAUCUGCCUCGCCCGAGCCAAGGAGCGCUGGCGGUCCCUGAGCACCGGCGGCCUGGACGGCGAGAGUGAAGAUGCCGGCUUCCCAGCGGCCGACAGAGAAGCCAGCCUGGAGCUGAUCAAGCUGGACAUCUCCAGAACAUUCCCUAGCCUCUGCAUCUUCCAGCAGGGCGGCCCGUACCACGACAUGCUGCACAGUAUUUUGGGCGCGUACACGUGUUACCGGCCGGAUGUGGGCUACGUGCAGGGCAUGUCCUUCAUCGCAGCCGUGUUGACCUUGAACCUGGACACAGCAGAUGCCUUUAUUGCCUUCUCGAACCUUCUGAACAAACCCUGUCAGAUGGCCUUCUUCCGCGUGGACCACGGCCUUAUGUUGACGUAUUUUGCUGCAUUUGAGGUAUUCUUUGAAGAGAACUUGCCGAAAUUAUUUGCUCACUUCAAGAAAAACCACUUAACCCCUGACAUCUACCUGAUUGACUGGAUCUUCACCCUGUACAGCAAGUCGCUGCCGCUGGACCUGGCCUGCCGCGUCUGGGACGUGUUUUGCCGCGACGGUGAGGAGUUCCUGUUCCGCACGGCCCUGGGCGUGUUGCGGCUCUUCGAGGACGUGCUGGCCAGGAUGGACUUCAUCCACAUGGCGCAGUUCCUCACCCGGCUGCCCGAGGACCUGCCCCCCGAGGAGCUCUUCACGGCCAUUGCCACGGUGCAGAUGCAGAGCCGUGGCCGCAAGUGGGCUCAGGUGCUGACUGCCCUGCAGAAGGACAGCCGAGACGUGGAGAAGGGCAGUCCUUCGCUGCGACACUGA
Molecule: messenger RNA, 2067 nt
Organism: Elephantulus edwardii (Cape elephant shrew)
Lineage: Eukaryota; Metazoa; Chordata; Mammalia; Macroscelidea; Macroscelididae
Gene: TBC1D14
Product: TBC1 domain family, member 14
Exons: 13
Coding region: 16-2067 (683 amino acids)
Source: RefSeq, a predicted model, not a curated record